CACAUGUUUGAUAUUGUGUUACAUGUUACAUUAGUUACAUACAGUAUACAUGCGCACUAUGAUCGAGCGAUAGGAAUGGAUUUAUCCCUUCGUUCCCAUCGGUUUUCGUACACUGGAUUAAAGUGAUUAGAAUUUGGUUUUAUUCUGAUACUUUGACAGAUUUUCUGUAAAAACUGGCUGUGGUUUGUUCAUUAUAAAUAAGAAUUUGUCGCUAUACAAUGAAGAGAGUAAUUAUUUUUGUUAAUGGGACUGAUGUUAAUGGCAAGGUAUUUGUAGUGACUCAUUCAUUAGACGAAUUAUUAACAGCAGCUAGUGCAAAAUUUGAAAUAACUGCAAAGAGAAUUUUUACGUCACAAGGUGGUGAAAUUGAUGAUGUUAAACUCAUUAGGGAUGAUGACAUUUUGUAUGUUACAAGUGGAGAAAAUUUUAUAUAUAGAAAUAAAAUUUUAUGUCAUAAUCAACCAAUGAAGAAUUCAGAAUGGAUUACACUAAACGUUGGAGGGAAAUAUUUUACCACAACUAGGGAUACUUUGACUAAAAAAGAGCCCAUGAGUAUGUUAGCAAGAAUGUUUACAGAAACUGAAAAUAGUGAACAUGCGAUACAGCCAAGUAGACAAGAUCAUCGCGGAGCAUAUCUGAUUGACAGAAGUCCUACGUAUUUCGAACCAUUAUUAAAUUAUUUGAGGCAUGGUCAAAUGAUGCUUGAUUCCAAUGUUAAUGUAUCUGGAGUUUUAGCAGAAGCUUGUUUUUAUGGUAUCGAAGGUGCUAUUCGAAUCCUUACUACAAUGUUGGAAAAGGAAGAACUGCAAAAGGAAGGUCUUGUAUCUCUAACUCGCAAAGAUGUACUUAAGGCAAUCAUGUCUACAUCAACUAAUGCAGAACUCAGAUUCCAGGGAGUUGAUUUUGUAAGAGCCGAUCUUUCGAAACUAGAUCUUAGGAAUAUUAACUUCAAGUACGCCAUUAUGCAUCACUGUAGUCUGGCAGGUGCUAAUCUGUCAGGAUGCUGUUUCGAACGCGCUGAUUUAUCCCAUGCCAAUUUGCAAGGCGCACAGCUUGUAUGUGUUAAAAUGUCAUGCGCAAAUCUAGCUGCAGCCAAUCUACACUCUUGUAAUUUUGAAGAUCCUAGUGGUCUGCCGGCAAACAUGGAAGGUGUAAAUUUGAAAGGUGCAAAUCUUGAAGGCAGCAACAUGGCAGCGGUCAACCUUCGAGUAGCUACAUUAAAAAAUGCUAUUCUUAGGAAUUGCAUUUUGAGAUCAGCUGUUUUAGCUGGUGCUGAUUUAGAGUGCUGUGAUUUAUCUGGCUCUGAUCUACAAGAUGCGAAUUUACGCGGCGCAAAUUUGAAGGAUGCUGCUUUUGAGUUAAUGUUAACGCCACUGCACAUGUCUCAAACAAUACGAUAACAAUGAAUGUCAUGCUGCACACAUUACUGCAGCUUAAAUUCAGUAUAAUAAACGUUUUAUAGUUUUAUAUAAUUUAUAUUAAUUUAAGUGUGAUUACAGCGUUGUAAUAUAUUAUAGUACUAUUUUUGUUGUACUUUAAAUACAAUAAGUAAUCUUAUUCUCAAACAUUGUUUACAAACAUUGAUUAUUAAAGUAAAAUUAUAGUAUUUAUUUUAA
Molecule: messenger RNA, 1616 nt
Organism: Wasmannia auropunctata (little fire ant)
Lineage: Eukaryota; Metazoa; Arthropoda; Insecta; Hymenoptera; Formicidae
Product: BTB/POZ domain-containing protein KCTD9
Exons: 7
Coding region: 219-1400 (393 amino acids)
Biological process (GO): protein homooligomerization; intracellular signal transduction
Molecular function (GO): protein binding
Source: RefSeq, a predicted model, not a curated record